Trypanosoma cruzi is the source of this 1860-nucleotide messenger RNA. RefSeq lists its product as uncharacterized. Bases 1 to 1860 code for a protein of 619 amino acids. NCBI's taxonomy places the organism in Eukaryota, Euglenozoa, Kinetoplastea, Trypanosomatida, Trypanosomatidae. The record is from RefSeq and is a predicted model, not a curated record. The transcript has a single exon.
AUGGUCUCCUUGAUUUCGCUGUCGAUGGACAUGGACGACCAGAGUGCGCUCUCGCUUGUCAACGAGUUGGAGAACGCAGUGAUGCGGCUGCACGACGAGAGCAUCGACCGGCAGAGCAGCACCAGCACCUCCAGGGCAGAAUACCAGCGACUGAUGGAUAGCCACACAAAACGUGCGGCGGUCAUGGAGGAGUACCGGCUGAUGGUGGAGCGCCGGAGGAGACAGUGCCAGCAGCAGCCCGCACAGCGUGUGGAGGCUGCAGAGGCCGACGGUAUUAUUUUGAGCGAAAGCCAAAUUGUGAACGAGGCGGCAGUGUCCGACAGGAAAGCGCCCAAGACGGGGGCUCAUCCCGCCGGUGAAACUUCCGUGACAUCUCCCACCGCCAGCAUCAUCGCCACUGCUGCCAGUGUGACCUCUUCUCUCCGUAGUAGUUCAUUCAAAUGGAAACGGCCGCGGGGCGCUUUUACUGGCAGCACGGCGAGUUCAGCGGCAAAACAGCGUGCAAAAGUAAACUCCGCGCCAAGUACCCCGCGAGGAGGCGAAAAAAGUCGUUCGCAGCAGGGCAGAUCCCGUGGUUUUGCAGCUAAGCGUGUGUCGCCGUCAACGACACCGCCACUGUCAUUGCGUGAGCCACCGCUGGAAUUGCGCCACCCACAAGAUUUGCAUCUUCAUGAGCCAAUAGAGCCGAGCGACGUCGUCUCGCCUGCGUCUUCGUUGCUUCUAUCACCGAAAGAGCCGUUUGCCCACCCCACCUCCAAUACCAGGCGGUGCUCCGGGAAGCAUGAGGAGCAUGAGCCUCGUGAAGUGAACGACGAUGAUGAGAGGACGGAAGGGGAGAAGUUCCCCACGGGCCAAGUUGGGGAAUUGACGCAUCGGUUUUCCACACCUCUUGGGCCAGCUGCACCUGCUGCGCCGCACACUCCUGAUGCUUCCACGCUUGUGAUUGAGACGGAGGAGGACAAACAACUGCUAAAACACCAAGCGAUAAAAACGAGGUUAUCGUCCGUAAGCAAAACGAGGAGAGUUUCCAAAAAAGUAGCAGACAACAACGCACCGCUCUCGGAGGAAUUCCAACGGAGAUUACUCUCAAAGGAGCCGGUAGCCAUGAACGACGACGAGGAACUGUCAUCCAUGACGUCUGUCUCUUCUCGCUCUCUUGAAGACAUGACACCGAUGCUCAAUCGUUUUGGUCGUCACGCAGAAGAAGAUGUAUCCAAGAGUCGGAGAGAAUUGAAGCCAUCCGGUUUGUCGGUGGUGGGCCGGAAGCUCACCGCACCUUGGUGCCCGGCAGAUGUUGUGGAGGCCCCACCCCUGCAGGGAGGCGAUGACGGCGGGAGGGCAACCGAACCUAAUUGUAUUGUGCCACCUGCAUCGCACGACGCGCAGGCGCUGCGGGCUGCAGCCGAUACGUUGUCGGGGCGUAGUAUUGCCUUUACGGCCGAAGAUAAAGCGGCAUGCAUUGCUACCGUUGCUGCCGUACUGCAAGGCAUCCUCGUUCAGACCCGUCGUGUGCUUCCUUGCUAUUACUGUGGCGAAGGGCAGCCCCUCUCCUCGUACAGGUUGCAUUUGGACUUUUGUAAGAUCCGCACGGAAGCCCUCUACGCGCGCUACGGCCUUAAUCCGCUGCGUUUUAUGAUGAGCGUGCCGGUAUUGCCCAUUCCGGCACUAACGGCUACGGAUGCGGAGAAAAGCGCAUUUGCCAAAGCGUGCUAUAGGAGCGUGAAGGAGUCCAUUCUGCCAUGCCCCGGAUGCGACAUGUCUUUUCGCAUUCACGAGCUUCCAGAGCACCAAAAUGUGUGCAACAACAGUAGCAAGAGCAACCGCAUCGGCGGCGAUUUACCCUUAAAAGAAAAGAAGUGA